UGGGACAGCAGACCCUCUAUUCACAGCUUUACAACUUCAAUUCCCACCCCUACUUGUGUGAUUCCAAACCAAUUUAUAAAAUCUGUCAACAAUCCCAACUCGAUUUCUCGCAAUUUCAGUGAUUUUCUCAGGUACCCAAUUAAUCUUUUACUCUGCCAUUGUUGUACGGCAACAGGAACACAACAGUAAUAGCUGUUUUUACAUCAAGCUAGGGUAACAUGCUUUGAUUAACAUUAUUGUUCAUUUAACGACGAAAAAGAGUUGUAAAAUACGAGAUUGAAGGCAGGAUUAACUGAUAACCACAGUUGUUUUGCAGAAAUAACAACAAAAGUUCGAUAAAGAGAACCUUGACAGUGUGUAAGAUGGGAGAGAUUGGAGGGACAUCUAUGGCUGGCGAUGUCAAUUUUGGUAAAAUGGUUUUUGAACCAAUUCUAGAAGAAGGUGUUUUCAGGGACGCCACUGUUAUGAGUGAUCACAAAGUUCCAUCAUACAUCCCAACUUCUCAAUAUCUUGCUGAACAACAAAUUGUCUAUUUUGAGCUUCCAGCAGGAACGUCAUUCUAUGGAACAGGUGAAGUUGGUGGAGAGCUCGAAAGAACAGGGAAAAGGAUUUUUACUUGGAAUACUGAUGCAUGGGGGUAUGGUUCUGGAACUACAUCCUUGUACCAAUCACAUCCAUGGGUUCUGGCCAUUCUUCCUAAUGGAGAGGCAUUGGGGAUUCUUGCAGAUACAACAAAGCGCAGCGAGAUUGAUCUGCGUGAAGAAUCGAUAGCAAAGCUAACUGCACAAUCACCUUUUCCUGUGGUAACAUUCGGGCCUUUUGGUUCAGCAACCGAUGUUUUAACAUCAUUGUCACAUGCAAUUGGAACUGUUUUUAUGCCACCAAAGUGGUCACUGGGAUAUCAACAGUGCCGUUGGAGCUAUGACUCUGAUAUGCGUGUUCGUGAGAUUGCCAAAACUUUUCGGGAUAAAGGUAUACCUUGUGAUGUCAUAUGGAUGGAUAUUGACUACAUGGAUGGCUUUCGUUGUUUCACGUUUGACCAGGAGCAUUUUUCUGAUCCAAAAUCUCUAGCGGAUGACCUUCAUCACAUUGGUUUCAAAGCUAUCUGGAUGCUUGACCCAGGGAUCAAGCAUGAAACAGGUUACUCUGUUUAUGAAAGUGGAUCAGAAAAGGACAUAUGGGUUCAAACAUCUGAUGGAAAGCCCUUUGUUGGAGAGGUAUGGCCAGGACCUUGUGUUUUCCCUGAUUUUACUCAAGAGAAAGCUCGUUCAUGGUGGGCUAAUCUAGUAAGAGAUUUUAUGUCUAACGGAGUGGAUGGCAUAUGGAAUGAUAUGAAUGAACCAGCUAUUUUCAAGUCCAUAACAAAGACAAUGCCCGAGAGUAACAUUCAUAGGGGAGACGCUGAACUUGGUGGUCAUCAGAAUCACUUGCACUAUCAUAAUGUUUAUGGCAUGCUGAUGGCAAGAUCAACAUACCAAGGCAUGAAAUUAGCGAACCCAAAUAAACGCCCAUUUGUUCUUACUCGAGCUGGGUUUAUAGGUUCUCAGAGGUAUGCUGCUACAUGGACGGGCGACAAUCUUUCUACUUGGGAACACUUACAUAUGAGCAUCUCUAUGGUACUCCAGUUGGGUCUCAGUGGUCAGCCAAUUUCAGGGCCAGACAUUGGUGGAUUUGCCGGUAAUGCAACACCCAAGUUGUUCGGAAAAUGGAUGGGUGUUGGGGCCAUGUUUCCAUUUUGUCGUGGGCAUUCCGAGAAGGGAACUAUCGAUCAUGAGCCUUGGUCCUUUGGGGAGGAGUGCGAGGAAGUUUGCCGUUUGGCGCUAAAGAGGCGGUACCGCCUUAUACCACACAUAUAUACACUUUUUUACUUGGCACAUACAAAAGGUUCCCCAGUGGCAGCUCCUACAUUUUUUGCUGAUUUGAAAGAUCGCCAGUUAAGAACAAACGAGAAUUCCUUCCUGUUAGGGCCACUUCUUGUAUAUGCAAGCACCGUGAGUGAUCUUGGGGUGCAUCAACUGCAGCAUACUUUGCCUAAUGGCACUUGGAUGAGUUUUGAUUUCCAAGAUUCACAUCCGGAUUUACCAGCACUCUAUCUAAGAGGUGGAUCAAUUAUCCCAUUUGGUCCAGCUCAUCAACAUGUCGGUGAAGCUAAUGCAAGUGAUGAUCUAUCGUUGCUUGUUGCUUUAGAUGAAAAUGGUAAAGCUGAAGGUGUUCUCUUCGAAGAUGAUGGUGAUGGCUACGAGUAUACUAAUGGAGGUUAUCUCUUGACAACAUACAUUGCCGAGCUUAAGUCUUCAGUUAUCACAGUGAGCGUUUCCAAGACUGAAGGAUCGUGGAUGAGACCGAAUCGACGCUUACAUGUACACCUCUUGCUUGGCGAAGGAGCUAUGAUUGAUGCAUGGGGCACCGAUGGAGAAGAUGUGCAGAUCAUCAUGCCAUCGGAUACUGAAGUGUCAAAACUGAUAUUGGAUAGCCGCAACAAUUACAAGAUGAAAAUGGAAACUGCAAAGCGUAUUCCGGAUGUGGAGAAGGCAUCUGGAAAUAAAGGGAUUGAGCUUUCGGGAACUCCUGUGGAAAUCAAAUGUGGUGAAUGGGCUCUCAAAGUUGUCCCUUGGGUUGGGGGUCGAAUUAUUUCUAUGGACCACCUUCCUACCGGAACUCAGUGGCUUCAUAGUCGGGUUGAGAUUAAUGGGUAUGAAGAAUAUAGUGGUACUGAGUACCGUUCUGCUGGUUGUACUGAGCAGUAUACUGUUAUCGAUCGAGAUCUUGAGCAAGCAGGAGAGACAGAAUCUCUGAAAAUGGAAGGCGAUAUUGGAGGUGGAUUAGCUCUCGAAAGGAAUAUAUCUAUCUCGGAAGAUAACCCGAAACUUUUCAAGAUUGAUUCCAGCAUUGUAGCAUGCAAUGUGGGUGCUGGUUCUGGAGGAUAUUCAAGGCUUGUUUGUUUACGAGUUCAUCCAACAUUUAGUCUAUGGCAUCCAUCCGAAUCAUACGUCUCAUUUACCGCCAUUGAUGGGUCCAAGCAUGAUGUAUGGCCAGAAUCCGGGGAGCAGUUUUAUGAAGGGGAUCGUCGUCCCAAUGGUGAAUGGAUGCUCGUCGACAAGUGCCUUGGCUUGGGUUUAGUCAACAGAUUCAAUAUUGACCAAGUUUACAAGUGUUUUAUAUAUUGGGAUUGCGGGACUGUAAAUUUAGAGCUUUGGUCAGAAGACAGACCUGUUUCGAAGCAAUCCCCUCUUCGUAUUUCUCACAACUACGAAGUUACGCGGAUUUUGUAGAUGAAGCACAUGUUAUUUGGUAUGUACUUGUUGCUUCUGUUGUAUUUCUCUUAAGUCUUAGAUACGUUUCUCGAAAUAAUGCUCCCUAUCUCCUUAUGUUUGAAUAAUAACCGAUAGUGAGAGCCAAUUACAUGGUUCUGUAAGCACAUUAUCUAUAAUGAAUAACGUAAGACCAUUAUAUUUCA
This is a messenger RNA of Cynara cardunculus var. scolymus (artichoke), 3457 nucleotides long. RefSeq names its product alpha-glucosidase 2. Bases 363 to 3272 code for a protein of 969 amino acids. Lineage: Eukaryota; Viridiplantae; Streptophyta; Magnoliopsida; Asterales; Asteraceae. Gene Ontology annotation, biological process: carbohydrate metabolic process. Gene Ontology annotation, molecular function: carbohydrate binding; hydrolase activity, hydrolyzing O-glycosyl compounds. The record is from RefSeq and is a predicted model, not a curated record. The transcript has 23 exons.